This is a messenger RNA of Nothoprocta perdicaria, 1731 nucleotides long. RefSeq names its product PARP1 binding protein (gene PARPBP). Gene Ontology annotation, biological process: negative regulation of double-strand break repair via homologous recombination. The record is from RefSeq and is a predicted model, not a curated record. Gene Ontology annotation, cellular component: chromatin. Lineage: Eukaryota; Metazoa; Chordata; Aves; Tinamiformes; Tinamidae. Bases 1 to 1731 code for a protein of 576 amino acids. The transcript is spliced from 10 exons.
AUGAUUAUUCUCCAGCAGAAGAUUUUAAACUUGAUCAAGUGUUUCAGAAGACAAUGGCCCUUAUUUUCAAACUCGGAAAGAACUACAGUAUGUGGAGCAGAUUGCAUGCUGAUGGUAUUGCAGCUGUCCAUGGCUGAAGUUAAUAAGCAGCACCAUGGAGAUUUCACAGUAUCACUUAGUGAUGUACUGCAAACUUGGAAAUACUUGUUAUAUGACAAAUUGGGAUUAUCAGGUGACACAGAAGAACCUGAAAAUUAUGCUGACCAAAAGAAAGCCUAUGAUACCUUUUUAGCCAGCAGUAAUAUGUUAGAUCUAAUAGACAUUUAUCAGAAGUGUUAUGAACUUGCGCUUGUGUCUGAAGAAGAAAGCAUAACCCCUGUUCAAAUGUUGGAAUUUAUUUCUGGUGUAAUGAAUGUACCAGAAAAUAAUGAUUCAGUUAUCUCUCCUGCUUCUACACCAGUCAACAGACAGCACCAGGAAAAUGUGAAGCUGGCACACUUGGCAAAGAAGUUUGUUUAUUCGUAUUUAAGCUUGUUGGUGAAUUCUAAGCAUGAUCUGGCGUUGGCUCAUGUUCUAAAUGUUCCUGACAGAGGACUUGGUAGAGAAGCCUUUACUAACCUGAAGCACGUCUCCCAAGAGAGAAAAAUGUCAAUUUUUCUGAUGGCAACAUCUUUUAUCCGAACAGUAGAACUUGGAGGAAAAAGCUAUGCAACUUCAUUAUUUGAUCCUUUAAAAAGCCAUGAAAAGGGGCUUAAAAAUUUUAUURAUUUUAUUGACAAGUUGGAAGAAAUUGUUGGUGAAGUCUUGGAUCCAAGAAUUGCAGGGGGGCAAAUUCUGUCAACAGUGAAGAUGCAUUUGAUAAAAGGCCGAAGCAAUGGGGAUCCUUUCUGUCGAGCGGUAGAGGAAGUUGUAGAAAACUGGGAUUUGAAGAUUAAAAAUAUUAUCGAAUCACAACAUGAUGUCUUGACUGCCAGCACCGCUGGAGUUAGUCCAGCACGGCCAAAAUUACAUUCCAUAAACCAUGGCACUGUAUAUUGUGGCAGAGAUACUGUAAAGGUCUUACUAGUUCUUCUGGAUGAGGAAGCUGCCAAUCUGCCUACCCGAAAUAAAGCAGAACUAUUAUACGAUGAUGAAAAUUUAAGUCUGUUUGGAAUUACCUCUGUUUUGACACUCUUUAGAUCUCCAGUACAAUCUAAGGGAUUAUCUCCAAAACCUCUUAGACAUCGUGUUCAGAAAUUGGUGGAUGAAAGAAAAAAAAAGAUGAAGCAACCUUCAAUCAAAUCCCAGUUUGCAUGUACGUAUAAAGAUGCAUCAAAUGAAAGGAAGAGUCAACACUUCUUCAACAGUAGCAUGCAUCCGGCACCAAAGCAGCUUUUAAAAGAUGAAUCUCUCACAGAAGGUAUGAAUUUGUGUCUUGACAUACCAGUGCUUGGAACUAUUUCUGAAAAUGUUCGCCGGAAAAGAAGUGAAACAGAAAUGGGAAAGCUGAAUUGUCAGCCAAGAAGCAAAAACUCCAAGAAUGAGCAGAUGGAUUUGAAUAAUGGCAAAAUAAUCUGUGAUAAGGAAAGUGAGCUCUCUCUGCCAAAAAAUGCUAAAAGACCUAAAGUUUCAAACAAUCCCCAAAAGAAAUUUGACAACAAAAUUGGUGGGGUGGGAAAAGGCAGCAAAACUGCAAUAAAGAAUAAACUGAUUCCUGGUCAGGCAAAAUUAACUUAUUUUUUUCGACUAUAA